Messenger RNA from Coccidioides posadasii C735 delta SOWgp, 1405 nucleotides. RefSeq lists its product as uncharacterized. The record is from RefSeq and is a predicted model, not a curated record. NCBI's taxonomy places the organism in Eukaryota, Fungi, Ascomycota, Eurotiomycetes, Onygenales, Onygenaceae. Gene Ontology annotation, cellular component: cytoplasm. Gene Ontology annotation, molecular function: asparaginase activity; beta-aspartyl-peptidase activity.
AUGACUAUUCCCAGCUCCCCCACCGCUUCGCGUAAGGCCCGGCCCUACGGAGCCAAACCCCGCUUUAAACCUGCGAUUAUCCUCCAUGGAGGUGCAGGAAACAUCGAGCGUUCGCGCAUCCCCCCAGAGCUAUACGAACAAUACCGGGCGUCGAUGCUGGCGUACCUGCGGUCUUCGUAUUCGCUGUUGAAAGGCAAAAACGAUGGGAGCAAGAAGCCGUGCGGACAGGGUGUCGAUUGCGGUGGAGAUGAGGAAGAGUAUGCGGGGUGCUCUGCUCUUGAUGCAGCGGUCCAUGCGGUCAGUUUGAUGGAGGAUGACCCGUUGUUUAAUUGUGGACGUGGUAGUGUGUUUACGACCGCGGGCAGCAUUGAAAUGGAGGCGUCUCUUAUGGUUUGCUCAGUGGUGCCCCCGUCGUCGUCCGGGGACGGGAAGGAUACCGAAGACGAGAUCGACAUAGCCAGGAUAAAGCGCGGUGCAGGAGUUAUGAUGGUUAGAAACGUGCGAAAUCCAAUCCGUCUGGCGAAGGAGGUUUUACUUCGGAAUGGCUAUGAUGAGGAUGCUGGAGGCGGAGGUAGCAUGCACUGUCAGCUCUGCGGACCAUACGUGGAAAAAUUGGCGAGCGAUUGGGGCCUGGAAUUCAAACCCGAUGAGUGGUUCUGGACGAAGAGGAGGUGGGAUGAACAUCGAAGAGGGCUACAGGGCCCAAAGGUGGAGGCGACGAUUGACCACGAUGCCGAAAUGGAUCUGACGUCCCAUGACGGCGAUAGAUAUCUUAGCCAGGGCACCGUGGGCGCCGUGUGUAUGGAUCAAUGGGGCAACAUUGCUGUUGCUACAAGUACGGGUGGGCUUACGAAUAAAUUCCCCGGGCGGAUCGGGGAUACCCCCACGCUAGGGGCAGGAUUCUGGGCCGAGGAUUGGGAUGAAUCUGGCCAAGAGAUGCCGAACGACGGUGAUCGUCCCGGGCGCCGUCGUCGUCGUCGUCGAGCGGCAGCCGUAUCUGGUACAGGAAAUGGAGAUUCAUUCCUCCGCGUCGCAGCCGCCCGGACAACCACAGCGAUGGCGCGUUUCUCGUCAGGCCAUGUGUCUCUCGACGAAGCUUUGACAGCUGUCUGUGGUCCGGGCGGAGAAUUGCAACGUUCGGCAGGGGAUAGAUGGGGCAAAACGGGUGAAGCAACUGCAGGGAUGAUUGGGAUCGAGGUUGAGUGGGACGGUGACGGAAACAAAUCAUUACUAAAAGGGAAAACCUCGUUUGAUUUUAACGCCGGUGGGAUGUUCAGGGCAUGGAUCGAGGAAGGCCCAGAUGGUGAAGAUCGAGAGAGAAUGAUGGUGUUUAGGGAGGAAUACUACCAAUAGACCACAAGGGGUAAAUACGAUAAAUAUCGCAUAGAUUCAUUGUAUACAAUAA